AUGUCGCACUUAAAUGCGUCUAAUCUACCACAUGAACUUGUUGCUCUUAUAGCCAACGAGCUGUUAUUCAUUGGGGGAGAAUGUCUUUCUCUUCAGAUCAAUAGGAAUUGGAUGGACGGUUUAACUUUAUCCAAGGCCUACACUUACUCACGAGUAAUUAAAUUGGAAGAUGAAGUCGAUCUUGGGAUUAUCAGUAGGAUUCUCACUCAAUGCUUUAACGUAUCCAGGAAGAUUAACUUUCUUCAAAUCCAGAUAAAGAACGCAGCACUCUUUAAACAAAUUCCAUUUGGUAGAAAUGUCAUUUGUUAUUUGGAUUUAGUCUUGGAUCACGAUGAGGCAGAAUGUCUUUCAUUACCUUCAGACUUGCUAGUCGAAACAUUUCUUCGGAUACGGUGCAGGCCUGAAGAUGAAGAGAGCAUCGUCACAAAUUAUUUCUUCGACCUGAGCUCAAUUUCAAUUGAUACUCGGGAGAAUUUGGAAUAUGUUCUUAUGAUAAACAUACACCCUAUAAUGAACACUGAUGGCAAUUUUCUAAUGCUUGAUGAGGUGGAGAUUAAGGGUGACCAUGAGGCCCUGACUGCAGGCAUCAACGAUUUUGUGUCACGAGCACCGAGACUUAAGCAAUUAGAUUUGUCUUGCAAUGUCGUACCAAACAAAGUAACAUUCCCUCUCAGAAAUUCGUUUUCUUUGCCAGCUUGUUUGGCAUCUUUGAAUCAAUUAUAUCUUAAAAAUAUCAUGAUUGAUUUGCGGGAUAUAUCACUACCAGAACUCAUGUCCAUAGAUGUGACCGAUGCAAAUGUUCUAGUCGAUUACAAUAAUCCCUUCAUUUCGCAACUAGAAUAUGUAUCCUUCAGAAUGGAGCAUCUGAUACUAGAUCCACUUAUUCCUCUCAUAACGGAUAUCGAGAGCAUGGCUAGAAUGAACAAUGCCGGUAUGAUUAUUUUAGAUUAUCGGGAUUACCACAAUAGCUCAAAGAUUAGGGGAUUUAUGAGGGCUUUUAAUGAUGGCUACUUGGAUACUGCCCUUCCUGCUCUCAAAAGUUUGACUUUGAUCAGAAAUCCGCUCUUUGACAGCAGAGCUUUAGAGAGGUUUUGUUCUAGGCAUUUAUACACUUCUAUUCACAUUAUUUAG
Molecule: messenger RNA, 1131 nt
Organism: Wallemia ichthyophaga EXF-994
Lineage: Eukaryota; Fungi; Basidiomycota; Wallemiomycetes; Wallemiales; Wallemiaceae
Exons: 1
Coding region: 1-1131 (376 amino acids)
Source: RefSeq, a predicted model, not a curated record